This is a messenger RNA of Aspergillus wentii DTO 134E9, 692 nucleotides long. RefSeq lists its product as uncharacterized. The coding region runs from base 81 to 563 and encodes 160 amino acids. The record is from RefSeq and is a predicted model, not a curated record. NCBI's taxonomy places the organism in Eukaryota, Fungi, Ascomycota, Eurotiomycetes, Eurotiales, Aspergillaceae. The transcript has a single exon.
UUUCCUAUGCCAUUGCAUUUCACAUUGUUUCAGGUCUGGCUCGCCUUGUUUGGCGCAACGGAUUGGAAAAUUUGUCGUUCAUGCCGUGUUUUUUUCUCCCCAGCACCUUUAUCCACAAUACCCUUCCCUCAACUUUGCGCCAAAAGGCACAGUGUACAUAUACCAUGACGGCGUGGCUGCUUCUUGCUCUACCCAUCAUCUCUCAACGUCCCUUCCCCCGUAAACCCUCUAUCCAUAGUCAGCGCUUCACGCUUGAUACCCCGUCAUGUCUCUUCCCCCCCCCCUUUACAAUUUUCCGCAGGUUCGAAGCUAGUCAUACAUUUUGUCUUGUACGUUUCCACUGGGGCACUCGAUGUUUUUUUGCGUAUUUGGAUGUCAAGAAAUACCCAUUUCCCUUUUUCUACCAUUCUCCUCUUGUCCGAGAACAUCUUGCUUGUGUAUCUUGCUCUUGCUCUUGCUCUUGCUUGAGUUCAGUUUCUUUCUAUCAAAUUUGGUUUAUCGAUCGAUCCAUCGAGCGGUCAUCGGCGUUUGUUUUAGUAUUUGGCUAUGGGGAGAUGAAGUAGAAGUCAUGUGAUUGUAUGCCAUAGAUGUCGCGAAAAUCUAAAUGCAUUUGGAAGAAGUACGAUGUGUUACAAAAGUAUACAGGGUCCAGCUUUCAAAUCUAAUUAGAAAGUUUCAUCCUCCAAUCGCUC